GUACGUGGUCAGCUGCGGGGAUGGGCAGGUGUAUGUUACCUCUCUCCGUGUGAAGUUGUUCAUACUGACACUACUAUAUUCUACACCACGUCUAAGGAGAGUUCCCGACAUCUGAAGCAAUAGGACGGUGGAUAUUGUCGGGGGGGCUGUGUUAGGGGCGGGGGAAAGAUAAGCCGCGGUUGCCGUGUGUGUAUAAACAAAGAUGCUGAAAGCAGCUGGGUUGUGUGGCCUGGUGGAUCAGGUGGUGGGUGGCCACAGGUGCAACAUGGCCCGUGUUGUGGCCAGGGUGGCCACCUCUCACCCCUGCUGUGUUCAGGUGAGGGGCCUGGCCACCUCGCCCGCCAUGGCCUCGUUAUUACCCACCGCUGAUGACUUCUCUGUGCGCCACAUAGGCCCUCGCGACAAGGAUCAGCACGCCAUGCUCGCCUUAUUAGGAUAUGAGUCGCUUGAUUCCCUGACUGAUACAGCAGUACCCGAAAACAUUCGCCUUGGGAGGGACCUGAAUGUGAACCAGCCUGUAGGAGAGCAUUCCAUCAUUGCUAGGAUUAGGGAGAUUUCGGAGAAGAAUGAAAUAUGGCGUUCCUACAUUGGAAUGGGUUACCACAACUGCAGAGUGCCUCAUGCUAUUCUAAGGAACAUCUUUGAGAACCCUGGAUGGACCACCCAAUACACACCUUAUCAGCCCGAGGUGGCUCAAGGACGCCUCGAGUCUCUUCUCAACUACCAGACACUGGUGACAGACUUGACAGGUCUCCCUGUGGCUAAUGCAUCUUUAUUGGACGAGGGAACUGCUGCUGCAGAAGCCAUGGCUUUAGCUUAUAGGCAGAACAAGCGCAGAAAAGUGUAUUUGUCAGACAAACUACAUCCACAAACGCUUGCUGUUGUUCAGACCCGGGCCAUUCCUCUUGGUUUGGAAGUUCUGAUUGGUGAUGUAUUUGAUAUCGACUUUUCAAAUCGUGAUGCGUGUGCCGUGCUUAUCCAGUAUCCUGACACAGAAGGAAUAAUUAAAGACUUCUCACAAGUUAUCGAAAGUGCUCAGACAAAUGGAACAAUGGUGGUUUGUGCUACGGACCUAUUGGCCUUGGCAAUUCUCCGUCCUCCUGGGGAAUUAGGUGUGGACAUUGCAGUGGGGACAUCACAGAGGCUUGGUGUUCCUCUAGGGUAUGGUGGUCCACACGCCGGCUUCUUUGCUUGCAAGAACCCUCUUGUACGACUGAUGCCUGGCAGGAUGAUUGGAGUCACAAGAGAUGCUAAUGGCAAGGAAGCAUAUCGCCUGGCCUUGCAGACGAGAGAGCAACAUAUCCGCCGCGAUAAGGCAACCAGUAACAUCUGUACUGCACAAGCAUUGCUUGCAAACAUGUCAGCAAUGUAUGGAGUUUAUCAUGGACCUGAUGGGCUGAAGCGCAUUGCAAAUCGCAUACACAAUGCUGCUAUCAUUUUGGCAAGGGGGCUUCAAGAUUCAGGACAUACUGUUGAAAGUGAAUUCUUCUUCGACACAAUAAAAGUUAAUGCAACUUUGGCUAUAAGUGAAGUUAGAAUGAGAGCUCAGCAGAAAGAGAUCAAUCUCCGUUACUUCAGAGAUGAAACGGUUGGCAUUGCCUUGGAUGAGACAGUGGAGAAAGAAGAUCUUGAUGACCUGUUUUGGGUGUUCAACUGCAAGCAUACAACUGCAGAGAAGGUUGCGAAGAAUCUUGGUGAUAUGGCCCUUCCCAAGGAGCACAUAUCAAACACAGCUUUCGCUAGGACUUCAGAAUUCCUCACGCAUCCAAUAUUCAACAUCCACCAUUCUGAGUCUCAGUUGGUUCGGUACAUGAAGAGCUUGGAGAACAAAGAUGUCUCUCUUGUGCAUUCAAUGAUUCCUCUGGGUUCUUGCACAAUGAAGUUAAAUAGUACAACGGAGAUGAUGCCCUGCAGCUUCCCGCACUUCACAGAGAUUCACCCAUUUGUGCCACCAGAACAAGCUCUCGGCUAUCGUCUCAUGUUUGAAGAGCUAGAGCAUGACCUGUGUGAAAUUACUGGCUAUGACAAGAUUUCAUUUCAACCUAAUAGUGGUGCUCAAGGAGAGUAUGCUGGUCUGCGAGCCAUCAUGUCGUACCUAGAUGCUCGAGGAGAAGGCCAUCGAAAUGUCUGUCUGAUUCCCACCUCUGCCCAUGGUACAAAUCCUGCUUCAGCUCAAAUGGCAGGAAUGAAAGUUGAAGCAGUCAAUGUAGACAAGGAAGGAUCCAUUGACUACAAGCAUCUUUCUGACAAGCUCAAGAAACAUCGAGAAAAUCUAGCAUGUCUGAUGAUCACAUAUCCUUCCACAAAUGGUGUGUUUGAGGACAAUGUAAAGAACGUGUGUGAACUGGUUCACGAAGCCGGUGGUCAGGUGUAUCUUGAUGGUGCUAACAUGAACGCUCAAGUUGGGUUGUGUCGUCCUGGGGAUAUUGGUUCCGAUGUCUCCCAUCUGAACUUGCACAAGACUUUCUGCAUUCCUCAUGGUGGUGGUGGUCCUGGCAUGGGCCCUAUUGGAGUUAAGCGCCAUCUGGAACCAUAUCUGCCCAGUCACCCCAUUGUGGAUCCGAUGGCACUGAUGCAGAAGCGAGCUCGUAGUUUUGGUGUUGUUUCUGCUGCCCCUUAUGGCUCUGCAGCCAUCCUUCCCAUCUCUUGGGCAUAUGUUAAGAUGAUGGGCCCUAAGGGAUUAAGACAAGCAACCCAGGUUGCCAUAUUGAAUGCAAAUUACAUGGCCAAACGUCUUGAAAAACAUUACAAGGUUUUGUAUCGUGGCAACAAGGGGCUGGUUGCUCACGAGUUCAUCCUAGAUAUGCGUGAAUUUAAGAAGACUGCAGGCAUUGAGGCUACAGAUGUAGCUAAACGUCUUCAGGAUUAUGGUUUCCAUGCACCUACCAUGUCAUGGCCAGUGGCAGGCAGCCUCAUGGUGGAGCCAACAGAAUCUGAAGACAAGGCAGAACUUGACAGGUUUUGUGAUGCUAUGAUUUCAAUACGAGAAGAAAUUAGAGACCUUGAGGAAGGUAGGAGUGAUCCAGCAUGCAAUCCACUGAACAUGUCGCCUCAUCCACUAGUUACUGUGAUAUCGUCAAAGUGGGACAGGCCAUACACACGAGAAAAGGCAGCCUUCCCUGCUUCAUAUAUCCGGCCUGAGAGUAAAUGGUGGCCAACGGUGGGUCGCAUAGACGACAUAUAUGGUGACCGCAAUCUCGUUUGUACAUGUCCUCCAAUGGAGGCUUACAGCUCGCCAUAUGAAGAAUAAUUAUUGUAAUAUUGAAUAUACAGUUGUAUUAUUUUUUUUAGCAUGCUGUACACAAUUUAUUGUUUUUGUCACAUUUUAAAGUGGAAUUUAUUUACUGUUAGCAGUGAAGCAACAAAAUGCCAAAUCCCAGGGCUUGGCAAACACGCCCUGCCUUUUAGACGGUAUUAUUCACACCUGUGGAAAGAAUAAAUGGGAUUUGGCUUUGUGUUAAUUGAAGCUCUUAACAAUGCAGUACUAUAUACAGUAUAGCUAAGAAUUAUUGAACACAUUUUUCUUGAGCACUUCACCAGCAGGAUUUUCAUUAAUUUAUUACAGAAACCUUAGAUAACUUUCCUUUUUAAUUUACUAAAAGCAAAAUAAAUAGCGUGUCACAUUACUGAUAAUACUAUGCCUAUUUGAUACACAUUCUGUGGAGAGUUUUUGGUCUUAUAUAUACAAUAUGUACAUUGGUGUGAGGGCAAGGAAAAGGUGUUGCUUGGUUUUUGGAGUGUGCAAUGUUAAACUUAAUCCAGCUUUUACUCAUUUGGUUGGUACAGAGGUAUUUAGGAAGAAAAUGAUGAGAUUUGCUGGUGGAUGGGCAAGGUUAAGAUUUGUUUGAAGUAUAUAGAUGAACGAUUGGCAUAUGCUACCCUGUUAAGAAAAUGGCUUAAUGGGUAUGAAUUGGCAUUUGUUUUAUCUAUGUAAAGAUUUAUUUAUUUAUUAAUCUGAAAAAUUAGUUAUGCUGAAUUAGUUACUUGCAUUAAUAUUCUAGAAAUCGUGUACACGAGUACCCAUUAUAGCUUGGGGAGAACGCUUCUCGGCUUGCAAGCUAAUUGUUUAUUGAAUACCUGGAAAGGUUCACAAGUAAGGUUUAAUUAAUGUUUUGUUAAGCGUAAAGUUGAGGGGUAGCAAAGAUUACAUUUAUUAUAUAUUGUUGAGGUUUUGUGCUUAUUAGUUUUUAUAUUUUUGUAAUUGGGUCUUUGAAGUCCAGGUGCGAAUAAUCAUGUUAGAUUUAUAAUGAAUAGAGUACAGCUCAGUGAUUGUUAUUCAUGGAGACCUGAUCAUUGACAAUCUUGUAUAUACCAAUAUUAUGUAGACAAUGUUUGUUCAAGACCUGUUUAAUGGAGUUAGGCACAUUUUCAUGUACAGUGGAACCUCCAUUAUGCAAACAUGGAAUUUUUAGGUUUCCAUCCCCGCUCACUGAAGCAUGUCUUGGUAAUGAGGUGGUUAACUCCAUUAUCUACAAUACAAUACAAUUUUAUACAAUACAAUUUUAUUUAGGUAAGGUACAUACAUACAAUAAAUAUUUACAAGGAUUGUUUAACUUAUAGGUAUAGCUAGUACAUACAAUGCCUACAAUGCUUUUGCAUACAAUACAACAAUGCCAAUGCAUACAAUGCUAUCUAUAAAAUCUCGGCAUAAUUCAGAGGUGUAGGAUACUUGUUCUUGCCAAAUAACACAAUUAUUUAAUUGGUUUCCUACAUACAUUGAUGCAUUUCUAUUAAAGCACCAUAACUUUAGAGCACAUCUCCAAUAUACUGUACUACCUAAAAAAAAAAAAAGAAUUACAUCUAGGUUUCCAGUUAUCUGAACAUUUAAAGGUUUACCAAUUCGUCGAGACAAUUGAGGUUGCACUGUGCUUUGGUGCAAGGUCAGUUUAAGGUUUAUAGUCACAAAAGCUAAAUUUUAAUUAUGACCUUGACUUGGUAGGUAAUAAGAAUAAAUUGUAAUUCAAAUAAGGUUUAAAUCUUAGUCUUGUGCAAGAAGUUAUUAGCUGCACUUGUAUGUUGUAAAUGCUGAAUGGUCUGCAGGAUGAAAGACAAUUUAAAGAUUUGACAAACUUGGAGUACCUCUGAUUAAGAGAAUUUAAGAGAACCAGUUGUAAAUUAUUUUUAUGCCAGUAUUUCAUCACUGUCUUGGAUAAACACUGUGCAAUCAGUUUCUGGAAUAUAUUUAUCAAAUGGUUUAUAAAAUUUCUUAUGCAUGUGGAAUAAAAUGAAAGUUUUUAA
Messenger RNA from Procambarus clarkii (red swamp crayfish), 5238 nucleotides. Its product is annotated as glycine dehydrogenase (decarboxylating), mitochondrial. Lineage: Eukaryota; Metazoa; Arthropoda; Malacostraca; Decapoda; Cambaridae. Gene Ontology annotation, molecular function: pyridoxal phosphate binding; glycine dehydrogenase (decarboxylating) activity; glycine binding. Gene Ontology annotation, cellular component: mitochondrion; glycine cleavage complex. The record is from RefSeq and is a predicted model, not a curated record. Gene Ontology annotation, biological process: glycine decarboxylation via glycine cleavage system.